Messenger RNA from Rhineura floridana, 3815 nucleotides. RefSeq names its product PMS1 homolog 2, mismatch repair system component (gene PMS2). Gene Ontology annotation, cellular component: MutLalpha complex. Gene Ontology annotation, molecular function: ATP binding; ATP-dependent DNA damage sensor activity; ATP hydrolysis activity. The record is from RefSeq and is a predicted model, not a curated record. NCBI's taxonomy places the organism in Eukaryota, Metazoa, Chordata, Lepidosauria, Squamata, Rhineuridae. The transcript has 15 exons. Gene Ontology annotation, biological process: mismatch repair. Bases 145 to 2727 code for a protein of 860 amino acids.
UGCAAAAACAAGACUCGGAAAGUCUCGCGCGGGUGGGUGGACGAUAAGUUGUUUACCCGGAAGUUUCUGAGCACGCUUGGAGUCUGAGCUAGGGGAGCUGGUUUGGGUGUCUCUUGCAAGGGGGAGAUUCUGCCAGGGGACUGAAUGGAGACUGCGGCGGCGACGACUUGGGUACAGUCUGCUAAAGCUAUCAAACCAAUAGACCAUAGAUCUGUCCACCAAAUCUGUUCAGGACAGGUGGUGCUGAAUCUGUCUACUGCAGUGAAAGAACUGGUGGAAAAUAGCAUAGAUGCUGGUGCUACCAGUGUUGAAGUGAAACUUAAAGAUUAUGGAGCAGAACUUAUUGAAGUUUCUGAUAACGGUUGCGGUGUAGAAGAAGAGAACUUUGCAGGCUUGACUCUGAAACAUCAUACUUCCAAGAUACAAGAGUUCUCUGACCUUACUUACGUUGAAACGUUUGGCUUUCGAGGUGAAGCUCUGAGUUCUCUGUGUGCGUUAAGUGACAUUUCCAUUAUUACUUGUCAUAAGUCUGCAAAGGUUGGAACACGCCUGGUAUUUGACCACAGUGGGAAAAUCACUUUAAGAACCCCCUAUCCUCGACAGCAGGGAAUGACUGUCAUUGUGCAGCAACUAUUUUAUACCUUGCCGGUACGACAUAAAGAGUUUCAGCGCAACAUAAAGAAGGAGUAUGCAAAAAUGGUUCAGGUAUUACAAGCGUACUGCAUCAUUUCCACAGGAGUUCGAAUUAAUUGCACCAAUCAAGUUGGCCAAGGGAAGAAGCAACCUGUGGUAUGCACCAGUGGGAGCUGUACCUUAAAAGAAAACAUUGGAGCAGUAUUUGGACAAAAGCAGGUUCAAAGUGUGGUUCCUUUUGUUCAGUUGCCUCCUAGUGAUGCUGUCUCUGAAGAAUAUGGUGUAAAUCCUUCUGAUAUGCCAACCAAACUUUAUACUAUCACAGGGUUUGUUUCCCGUUGUGAUCAUGGCAUUGGAAGGAGUUCCACGGACAGGCAGUUCUUCUUUAUCAACCAGCGCCCAUGUGAUCCAACCAAGGUUUCCAAAGUUGUGAAUGAAGUGUACCACAUGUACAAUAGACACCAGUAUCCGUUCAUUGUUCUUAACAUAUGUGCAGAUUCCGAAUGUGUUGACAUCAAUGUGACACCCGACAAAAGGCAAAUAUUGCUGCAGGAAGAGAAACUUUUAUUAGUGAUUCUAAAAACUUCAAUGAUGGGAAUGUUUGGCAGUGAUGUCAACAAACUUAUCAUCAAUCAGAUUUUGCCAGAUGUUAAAGAAAACUUCAAAAAAGCCCUUCAAGAAGAGGCAGAAACACCUGCCUUGGAAAUGCCGUGUGGCUCCUUACCUCAGAAUCUGAGCAGAAAAGAGCAAACAGCAGUGACUGUAGCCAAACUUAGGGAGUCCUUUUCCCUCCAUCAAAUAAAAAAGACCACUUUUCAGGGUUCCAAAAAUAUCAAGAGACAACAAGGGUCUCCUGCGCAGAGAGAACCCCAGACUUUCUUCAACGUUUUGUGUUCUACAGAUAGGAAGACUGGCUUGACCAAAGUGGUUAAGUGUGGAAGUGAGGAGGAUUCAAGCAAAAAUCUCAAGAAAUCAGCAGAAGAUACAGAUUCUGGUUGUGGUAGCAUCUCGACAGAGUUGGAUGUGGAUUUAAGCACUCCAGAAAUUGGUAGCUGUUUCAGCUGUGAAAGUGCAGCUAGCUCUCCUCCUGAAGAAUUCCAUGUUUCCAGAGAAAAAAUUCAAAGUUUUGGUCUUGAGACAAAUGGGCACUUCUGGGGAGCUGCAUACGAGUUGAACCAAAGCAAGGGGAGUGAGUUAUCCCAGCAGGCUAACAGUUCAUCCCCAAAAGUGAAACCUUUGAAGAUCAGCCCGUCUCUUUCCCAGGUGGCCAGUUCAUCAGAGACUAAGAACGAUCAGGGUCCUGCAGUUCUUUUACAGUAUGACAUACAUGUAGAAGUGAAAAAGAAAACUGUGCCACUAGAGUUCUCUAUGAACAUGCUGACGAACAGAGUAAAGAAGUUAAUUCUUCAACACAAGAAGAAUGAGGUGGUGCUGACGUAUAGGAAAUUUAGAGCAAAAAUUAGCCCAGGAGACAAUAAAACAGCAGAAGAUGAAUUAAGAAAAGAAAUAAGGAAAGAGAUGUUUGCUAAAAUGGACAUAAUUGGCCAGUUCAAUUUAGGAUUUGUAAUAGCCAAGCUGGACUCUGAUCUCUUCAUAAUUGAUCAACAUGCUUCAGAUGAGAAAUACAACUUUGAGAUGUUACAAGAGCACACUGUUCUACAAGGGCAGACGCUGAUCACGCCUCAGAAUCUUAAUUUAACUGCUGUAAGUGAAAGUAUUUUGAUGGAAAACAUGGACAUUUUCAGAAGAAAUGGAUUUGAUUUUGUUGUUAAUGAAGAUGCUCCUGUAACCCAAAGAGUUAAACUCAUUUCUUUACCAACAACCAAAAACUGGAUUUUUGGCCCACAAGAUAUAGAGGAGUUAAUCUUCAUGUUAAGCGACAGCCCUGGGGUAAUGUGCAGACCUUCCAGAGUGAGGCAGAUGUUUGCUUCUCGAGCAUGUAGAAAGUCUGUGAUGGUUGGAACAGCACUUAAUGUAAAUGAGAUGAAGAAACUGAUCACCCACAUGGGUGAAAUGGAGCAUCCGUGGAAUUGUCCUCAUGGAAGGCCUACCAUAAGGCAUAUAGCCAAUCUAGAUCUGAUUUCACAAGAAUAACAAGUGUUUAUUAAUUCUUGUUAGGAUAUUUGACCAUUUAGUUUAUUGCGAAUGCUAUGAAGACCUCUUUUAGGAUUCUAAUUUAUCAAGAAACUCAGUUUCUUCAGAGGAAAAGCUAUCAUUUCAUAAAAAUGCCAGGGAGACAGAUCCUCAAACAGACUAAACUGCUGAACAUAAAGUAUGUGUUGCUGAGGUUAUACUUGUCUCCUCUAUCCCCUACAAUGUGCUGAUCCUCACAUCUAUGCUAAUGUUGUAUUAUGAUGCUGUCAUAGAUCCAGUCUUUCCCCUUAUACCAGUCCAAAUAAUCUGCCAUUAAGUCCUUCUGUAAGAUCCUUUGCUGCUCUUUGUAGAAAAAACUGCCAGAUCUAGCAGGGCCCUCUUCUCUGGAUCUGGGGCUAGCUUGAGUGAAAAAGGGAUAGCCUUUGGUGAAAAUUUAAAUUUUGCUGUCCUUACUUUGUAUCUUGUAUGUACGAGGCAGGGAGAAAUUGUGUUUCUCCCUCCAAGGGUUUUCCCCCAUGGUGUUUUUUUCUGUUUCCUUGUAGGACCUACAGCAGGUGUGGGGACCCAUCAGCCUUUCAGAUGCUGCUGAACUACACCUCUCAUCUUUCCUGGUCUUUGACUGUGAUUGUUGGGGCUGAUGAGGAACUGUUGUUCAGUAACAUCUGGAGGGCUGAAGAGUUCCCCACACCUGACCUACAGUGUAAGUGAAUGAAGAGAAGAGGUGUAAUUUGGAGGAGUGAGAUGCAGUUGUCCCAAGAUUCUGGGAUGGUAGGAGGCAAUUGUAUUCUCCCCUUAAGGGUUUUCCAGAGUAGCCCAGCACUGCAACACAUUUUGACAACCUGAGAAACUACCUUUUCUGCCUGCUGGGUUGGGCAUGUUUUGCCCUGGUUAAACUGUUAAAAAAUGAUUUGCUGGGCAUUCAUAUUGGUGCAGCUUCACUGCGGUAGGUAACAUGCUAAAAACAAAUUUCUUUUAUCAAAUAGUCUGUGUAUGGAAGGAAUUACAUGCACAUACAUUUUUACCCUGGAUGAUCUCACAUUUUUAUAGUAUGUAUGUUUUAAAAAUAAAGAUUUUUUUUAUAAAUGAAA